Molecule: messenger RNA, 962 nt
Organism: Cottoperca gobio
Lineage: Eukaryota; Metazoa; Chordata; Actinopteri; Perciformes; Bovichtidae
Product: pterin-4-alpha-carbinolamine dehydratase 2
Exons: 4
Coding region: 188-610 (140 amino acids)
Biological process (GO): tetrahydrobiopterin biosynthetic process
Molecular function (GO): 4-alpha-hydroxytetrahydrobiopterin dehydratase activity
Source: RefSeq, a predicted model, not a curated record
AGGAUUUGAUUGGCAAGACCUGCAUGGAGUAGUCACUUUGGCAUAACCAGACUCUCAUAGUAAAUAUGGGAUUUUAAUCAGGCAGUAAACUGAACAGCUAUAGUAAAGUGUGUGAGGACAGGAGAGGACACGGGAGCUGAAGAGGUGGUAGUGGAAAGGAGAUAUAAGCUGUGAUAAAGCGUUAGUUAUGUCAAGGCUAAUGUGUAUCCUGAGGACGAGCAGCUCAUGGCCCUGCAACCGUCUGUUGAGGCUGAGCAGUCUGCUGCUGCGUCCGCUAUCCAAGAACCACUCGUCUAAAGAGACGUCACAGCCCCACUGGCUCUCGCCUGCAGACCGGGAUCAGCAGGUGAUGGACCUCAGGUCUACAGGAUGGGUGCAGGUGCAGGACCGCGAUGCCAUCUUCAAAGAGCUUCACUUUAAAACCUUUAAUCAGGCAUUUGGCUUCAUGUCACGAGUGGCUCUGCAGGCAGAGAAGAUGAACCAUCACCCAGAAUGGUUCAAUGUUUACAAUAAGGUCCAAAUCACGCUGACUACACACGACUGUGGAGGACUGUCAAAACGGGACUUCAAAAUGGCCAAGUUUAUUGACAAAAUUGCAGUUUCAAUGUAAUGUUUUUGUCUUAAAUCAGAUAGUUUCCCUUGUUUCUCUGCCAUUAGUCACAACUCUGCUCCGUCAAAGAUGUAUUCCUAAUAACAGUUAUGAAAUACCGUCUCCUAUGGAUCAAUAGACCUCUGGGUUGGGCUUGCAUAAAAUCUGUGAAAGAUAUUCUAUUUAGAGUUUUGCAUUUUGUUUGCAGCCUAUUUUGUUACAAGCUUUCUGUAAGAAUACAACUUGGAUUUUGUGAAACAGUGUUGUCUGUUAUUCGACUCUUGAAUAAGAUGAUAUUUUAAAGGCUUUGGAGAAAAGUCCCAAACGGAUUCUGGCAGAUUAAAUUUCGUUGUGUGUGUGUCACUGCAUGGUU